AUGCAGCGCUGGGAGCGCGCCGGCGAGGGCGCGUGGGCGGCGCUCGAGGAGGACGCGGAGGGCCGCCUCGUCGACGGCGGGCCCGGGUCGCGCGACGGCGGCGGGAAGCGGCGGCGCGUCGGCGGCGGCGCCGGGGGCCUCGCCCGGGGCCUCAUCCGCUACGUCGCGCUCGUCGUCGACGGGAGCGCGGCGGCCGGCUCCGGGGAUUUAAGGCCGAGCCGGCUCGCUGCGUGCUGCGCCGCGGGCGCCGAGUUCUUGGCGGACCUCUUCGCGGGCAACCCCUUCAGCUCCGCGUGCGUCGUCGACGCGCGCGACGGCGCCGCGAAACUCGCGUCGCCGCUGUCGGGCGCCGCGCGCGCGCACGCCGACGCGCUCGCCGCCGUCGGCCGCGCGGCGCCCGCGGGCGCGUUCUCGCUGCAGCGCGCGCUCGAGGCCGCGGCCGCCGCGCUCGAGGCCGCGCCGGACUACGGGUUCCGGGAGGUCGUGGUCUUGUCGAGCUCGCUCGCGACGCGCGACGCGGGCGACCUCAACGCCGUCGCCGCGCGCUUGGCCGCGGCGAAAAUCCGCUGCCACGUCGUGAACCUCGCCGCGGAGACCUACGUCGUGCGGAAGCUCGCGGAUGCGACGGGCGGCGAGUUCGCCGUCGCGCUCGACGCGGGCCACCUCGCGGCGCUCCUCGGCAACCGCGUCGAGCCGCCGCCGCUCGCCGCGGACGACGCGCGGCUCGCGGGCGAGCCGCCGCCGCUCCCCGCGCCCGCGCUCGCGUCCUCCGCCGGCGGCGCGCCGGCGUGGCGCGCGACGACGCACGCGUGCCCGCGCUGCGCGACGCGCGCCGCGGAGCUGCCCGCGGCCUGCGCCGUCUGCGACCUCCCGCUGGUCUCCGCGCCGCACCUCGCGCGGAGCUACCACCACCUGUUCCCGGUGGCGGCCUUCCCCGGCCGGGUAGCCGAGGACGGGGCCUGCUUCGCCUGCGGCGGCGGCCUCGCGCCGCGCGCCUUCGACUGCCCGGCCUGCGGCGCCGCGUUCUGCGGCGACUGCGACGAGGCCGUCCACGCGGCGCUCCACGUCUGCCCGGGCUGCGGCUAA
Molecule: messenger RNA, 1086 nt
Organism: Aureococcus anophagefferens
Lineage: Eukaryota; Pelagophyceae; Pelagomonadales; Pelagomonadaceae
Exons: 2
Coding region: 1-1086 (361 amino acids)
Biological process (GO): nucleotide-excision repair; regulation of transcription by RNA polymerase II; DNA-templated transcription
Cellular component (GO): transcription factor TFIIH holo complex; transcription factor TFIIH core complex
Molecular function (GO): zinc ion binding
Source: RefSeq, a predicted model, not a curated record